This is a messenger RNA of Spizellomyces punctatus DAOM BR117, 1631 nucleotides long. RefSeq lists its product as uncharacterized. The record is from RefSeq and is a predicted model, not a curated record. Lineage: Eukaryota; Fungi; Chytridiomycota; Chytridiomycetes; Spizellomycetales; Spizellomycetaceae. Gene Ontology annotation, biological process: rRNA base methylation. The coding region runs from base 1 to 1560 and encodes 519 amino acids. Gene Ontology annotation, molecular function: methyltransferase activity. The transcript is spliced from 12 exons. Gene Ontology annotation, cellular component: nucleolus.
AUGACAAUACCUGAUGUCUUUAUGGAGGCCUGCCUCAAAGCUUGUGGAAUUCAACGUCAUGCUCAAGCAAAGGCUUGCAGUCAGGAAGAUAGCGUCGUAGGAGUUUCGUCGCCAAUAAUUAUGGCGCUGUAUAACAAAGCUGGUGAAAUUCUCGAGAAACUAGAAAAACAGAAGGGAACAAUUAAGAGUUUAUGCCUCGCGGACGAUGUAGCGGAUAAGAAGCGGACCUACGCUCUUGUUUGUGAGUCCCUAAAAUAUAAAGAUGUUUUGGAAAUAGUAAUAAAACAAGCCGGCCUACUAGAGGCAGGAAAGCCGCGGUUGCGGCCCAGCGUAGCCACGGUUCUAGUUUACGAUUUUCUCUUUGGUCGGGGCCUGCAAACCUCGGGAAGCUAUAAGCAAAUAGUUCUCAGCCAUAAAACUCGCCUGCAAGCGGAACUUGCAAAGAUCAAGAUUAAACGGAAAGUCAAGGAUAAUAAGGAUUUAAUACCCGCACGCAUCCGAGACGCAGUCGUAUUACCGCGCUGGAUAAGAGUAAAUACAUUAGUCGCCUCUGUGGAAAAAGUCAUUGAGAUGUUCACCAAAUUGGGAUACCGCGUCGACUCGGAGACGGAACCAUCGCAAUUGUCCGGGAAGGUCUUCCGUCAAGAUAAGCAUAUUCCAGAGCUCGUUAUGCUACCUUCAAACGUAGAUUUGCACGACAAUCCGUUACUCCUAGAUGGAAGCAUUAUCAUCCAGGAUAAAGCAAGUUGUUUUCCUGCCUACAUUUUGAACCCUCCCAAGGACAGCACUGUCAUCGAUGCGUGUGCGGCACCAGGUAAUAAGACUUCGCACUUAUCUGCGAUAAUGGGGAACACUGGGAAAAUAUUCGCUUUCGACAUGGACAAACGGCGCUUAGGCACUCUAAAAAAGAUGACAGGCCGCGCGCGGUGUACCAAUAUCGAACCCAUUCAUGGAAGCUUCUUAGAUAUAGAUGUUAAUGACGAGCGAUACCGCAACGUUGAGUACAUUCUGCUCGAUCCUUCGUGUUCAGGGUCUGGUAUUGUUGGGCGUAUGGAUCAUUUACUCGAUCAGGAUAAAGAGUCUGUGGAGGAUGAGGCAGACCAGGCCGCCUCCGAAACCCGGAUUGCAGCCUUGGCCGAUUUCCAAAAGAAAGCCAUUCUGCAUGCAAUGAAAUUUCCACAUGUCAAGAAGGUUGUGUAUUCUACCUGCUCUAAACAUCGACAAGAGAAUGAGGACGUUGUGCAGCAUGUUUUGACCGCGCAGGAAGACUUUUCUCUGGCUGAUGGCGUCUUUCCGCAAUGGACAAGAAGGGGGCUGCCCUUGUUUAGUGGAGCCGAGAAGGUCAUCCGUACGGAACCAAAGGAAGAUUCGUGCAUUGGAUUUUUUGUGGCGCUGUUUGAACGUCAGACCGAAUUGAUAAAUGAAAAUCAUAAGGUGCAUAUUGGUGGAAAGAGACUGGCGCCGGUUGAGGAUGUCCACAGUGAAGUAAUAGCAACGACGAAGAACGCUAAGAAAAGGCGGAAAAAGAAAUCAAAUGCGUCUACCGAGGCGGCAGCCUGAUGCACACAUUCGUCAUGCAAAUAAUUUAACAUAGCAUUUAAUACAAUAUGGAUUGUUUUCUUGUACUCGGA